GGAUGAACGUUUUCUUCGUACUACAAGGUAUCAUGUAGCGAGUGCUAAGCCGCAUAUGUACGGUCGGAGUACUAACAACUUAUGUUCUUUUUCGAGGCAGGUACCACGCCUUCUCUACGCAGAACAGACAAGACCAGACAAGCAAGGCACUCACGCACUCAUGCACCUUGCACCUUGCACAUUCCUUUUCUCACUAACUAGGGAUAUUAAACAAUAGCUUUGUCUCAGCUUUGCAUUCCUAAACUCUUCUCUCCUUCUUUCCCUGUCUUUUUUGUCAUUCACAAUACCUACGAGAUCACAAUAGACUUUUAUCAAACCCAACCUAAAGUUGGACAAAUAAAUCCUAGGUUUCACUAAAACAUAAUAAAUUCAAUUUAGGCCAAGACCGACCUCGACCUCAACUUUGGGCCACUAUUCGGUGACAAAUACCCCGCAAUCCCAUAACAGCUGUUCAAGUCGCACGCGCCAUCCAUCUGCCAUCUGCGUCUGUCCGACAUGUCUUUAAAUGUCGGCGACAGUGCACGGCGUGGCCGUACGCCCUCCCCAGCGCGCACUAACGAAGGUUAUGACCGCCGUCGCGGCCGCGAAAGUUCCCCGUCUCUGCUUGACGCAGUGCGCAUGCCCUCUCCACCUGCUGGGUACAGCUACGAUGACGCCGCACCUCGCCGCUCGUACCGCCCGGCUUCACCUACAGACGAGUCCAGUUAUUACCGCGCCAGCCGCGACUCUAUCACCUCGGAAGAUGACCGGCGCUAUGGAAGACGCAGCGAAGAGCGCGUAUCCAAGGGCGACAAGGAUAUAGUAGAAGCCGCCCAAGAUGCACUGCGACGGCUACGCGAGUCAGACAGCGAAAAAGAGCGGAGAAAGGAGCGCAAGAAAGAAAAAUUAGAAGAGGACUUAGCCUAUGGUAGUGUCGUGUCUCCUCCGAUUAUUACCAAAUACUCUGGCGGCCAUUCUCCAUCGCCUUCUGGCGGUGCCGGCUAUUCUGGGCCCGGCCGAUGGGAGGAGGACAGGGCGGGAGACAAGUUCAGAUAUCCCCGCGUAGACGCGGUGUAUACGCCACCGGGCUCAGACAGGCCGGAUAAACAACGCCAGCGUGAUUCUUAUGGAUCAGACAUUAGGCCUUCGAGCGCGAGAAUUGUUGCUGCCGAACCCGGCUUGGGUAAUCGUAGAGAUCACUCAUCCAAGCCACCUACUGGGCGGAUGUCUACGUUGACUGUUAACACGGGGCACCACGCUGCCUCACUCUCUCUCUCAAGCGCGCCGCCAUCGCCACUAUUGGAGUCUUACUAUGGCACCUACCAGUCCAUGUCCCCGAUGCCAUCACCGCUGCUCCUUGCUUCGGAUGACCCCAGAAGAAACUCGGACCUAAUUGAACCCCUCUCGCCGAGUCUUUCUGAUGAAGGCAACGAGAAGAAGCGGCGUCGCGCCCGUUUCCACGACCCUGUUGACGACGCGGCACGCCUAGCUAAAGCUCUCAGGGGCGAUCACCUACCUCCCGAUACAGAGCCACUAAUUGAAAUUUUACCUGGAAUGACGCACGAGCAGAUUAUGGAGCUGCGUGUCGAGUACAAGCGGCUCGUCAAAACCGGUCCUGAACGCAAGGGUGUUAAUGUUGCUAAGCAUAUCCGCGUUCGCCUAAAAGAUGAGGAACCCGUCCUCAUGAAGGCAUGCUACACUGUCGCGCUCGGGAAAUGGGAGUCAGAGGCGUACUGGGCCAAUUUCUGGUAUCACGGCGAUAAGACGCGACGCGAGUUGUUGAUUGAGAGUCUAAUGGGGCGCUCUAACUACGAGAUCGCAAAGAUUAAAGAGGCUUUCUCGGAUAAGAAAUAUAGAGAUUCACUAACGCUGUGUAUGAAAACCGAGCUAAAGGAGGACAAGUUCAAGCGUGCGGUACUCACAGCACUAGAAGAAAAGCGGAUGGAGGAUGUGGAUGAGUACGGACGGCGACUUCCCAUCAAUCAUGAAAUGGUGCAGGAUGAUGUUGAAGCUUUGUAUAAAGCCGUUCGCAGCGACAGAGGUGGAGAAUCCGCCAUGAUCCAAAUAGUUGUCUCGAGAAGCGAUAACCACUUGAGAGAAGUUCUGAGGCUCUACGAGAAGGUUGUCGGCGGUAAUUUCGCUCGAGACGCGCUAAAGAAGAGCGGAAAUCUUGUGGGCGAACUCCUAGCUCAUAUCCUCAAUGGAGUUAUUAACAAGCCUGUCCGCGAUGCACUCCUUCUCCAUCACGCCCUUACCGCUUCCAGGAAGGAUCAAUUACGUCGUGAACUCCUCAUCUCCCGUCUCGUUCGUUUCCAUUGGGACCGCCACCAUAUGGCAGCUAUAAAGAAGGCCUAUCGCGAGCGCUACGGUGAAGAGCUAGCCGAUGCCGUAAAGGAGGGGACUAGCGGCGGCUGGGGGUCAUUCUGCCAGCAGCUGGUUGUCACUCGCAUGCCCGACGAUGUGAAGAGCUUCGAGAAGGUUGAGGCUGUGAAGGAGAUCAAGCGGUCGGAUCGGGAGAAGGAAGAGAGGAUUAGGGAAAGAGAACGUGAGAUGGAUCGCGAAAGCGAGAAGGAGAGGGAACGAGAGGAGAGAUAUAGACGGAAGGAAAAGGAGAGGGAGAGGGAGAAAGAGCGGAGGAGGGAGAAAGAGAGAAGCGAAGGAUUACUUGUUGUUAAGGAUCACAAGCACAGAGACAGAAGUCGCAGUCGAGAGAGGAGCAGAAGCCGGGCGCGAGAGUAAGGGGAGUUUGGACGAGCCGGAUAUCACUUUAUUAAUGACGUCAAGCGAUACACAGCCGGGCUGUGAUAUAGAAUGAUUUGAUGAAGAUGAAGAUUAACGAAUAUUGAGUCGGGGGAUAUAAUAGGCUUCUAUCUAAUAUCGCAACGAUGCCAUAUACGAAGUAUAUAUAUCGAUAAACUAUGAGAGGUAUUUUAUAUAGAAGAGUCCAAUACAGACCCGAUACGACGAG
Molecule: messenger RNA, 2947 nt
Organism: Daldinia vernicosa
Lineage: Eukaryota; Fungi; Ascomycota; Sordariomycetes; Xylariales; Hypoxylaceae
Product: Annexin
Exons: 2
Coding region: 496-2718 (740 amino acids)
Cellular component (GO): cytoplasm
Molecular function (GO): calcium ion binding; calcium-dependent phospholipid binding
Source: RefSeq, a predicted model, not a curated record